Seminavis robusta is the source of this 4746-nucleotide messenger RNA. Lineage: Eukaryota; Bacillariophyta; Bacillariophyceae; Naviculales; Naviculaceae. The record is from the annotation of a GenBank genome assembly.
AUGAGCAAGCCCAAGGGUAGCAGGAGUAAGAAACCUGAGACCGAAGAGGAUAAGAGUUCCAAACAACCGGUGGCUGAAGAUGUCAAGGUCUGCGAAGGAAUGAAGCUGGUGAUCAUGAGCAGCGCUCUUCAAGAAAAGAAGAAGAAGAAGCAACAGAAAAAGACAACGAAAGAAAAGAACGGAUAUGGGGGUUUAAAUGAUGAUGAUGAUACCACUUCUGUGGUGACCACGGACGCCUCCAUGUGCUGUGUCUAUGACGCUGAGGAUAUGGCCAGUGGCUCCUUACUACUCAAGAAACCAGACGGCAACAUGACAUCCAUGUUGCACACGAGCAGUGACGACGACGAAGAGUCGGAAUGGGAAAACGAUUGUCCCGACCGGCUCUUCCAUUGGAAAGACGAGCAAAAGGACAAACUCGACGACAUCUUCUCACAACGCAAAGCCCAAGCUGUGGUGCGGGAAAUAUCGCUGUCAAAGGACGACGACGAAGACGAAACCAAUGGAGGCAAUUCGGCAGAAUCGGUCAUUUCAGGAGCUAGCUCUCGUGUGAUGAAGCGCAGCCAUUCGGAUCGAUCGUUGGGGUUUCUACGAAGGACGGCCACUCUAGAGACGCAGGAAACAGACAAUCAAAGCCUAAGCUUCCGACGACAACUCACAUCCGAUACUGGUCGCGUUCGCAGAAGUAUUUCGGCGAGAAGCUUGUUGCAGAAUCAUCAUGAUGAUUCGUCAGAGUCUGAAUCAGACGAAGGAAAGGGCGGGGGGCACCGCCAGGCUUUGCUAUUGCAGAGCCGCAAACAAUGGAGCUCCCGUCGCAACCUCCUUGGUAGGAACAAUUCCAGUCAGGCUUUGGAUCAGUUUAUCAAACGGUCCAAUUCGUCCAAAAACCUUAUGAACGAUCGAACCACGACUACAGUGGAAAGCAGCAAACUAUCUGAAAGGAUCUCGCCUACAGGCUUGCCACAGACGAAGGAUGACUCGUCCAACUUGGAGGAUGAUGUUUCAAAUGAUGGUGGAAAUCGCCAAGCACUGUUAUUGCAGAGAAACUCGCGUCGCAACCUCCUCGGGAGGACCCAUUCGAGUCAGGGCUUGGAUCAGUUUUUCAAGCGUUCCGAUUCUUCCCAAAACCUCAUGAAUGAUCGAACCAUGACCACUACAGCGGCAAGCAGCAAACUAUCUGGAAGUAUCUCAGCAAAUGUCUUGUUGCAGCAGAAGGAUGACUCUGGCGACUUGGAGGGCAAUCCUUGCAAUGAUGGUGAAAACCGUCAAGCCCUGCUAUUGCAGAGCCACAAGCAACGGAGCUCGCGUCGUAACCUCCUCGACAGGACCGAUUCCAGUCAGGGUUUGGAUCAGUUUUUCAAACGAUCCAAUUCUUCCAAAGACCUCAUAACCGAUCGAACCGUGGCCACCUCGGCAAGCGGUAAACGAGCCCAUGCUUCUUCCCUUUUUAAAAGGACGUCCUCUGGACAAGGAUUGCAACGCAUGGGUAGCAAGCACAGCAGUGCUGGAUCCGUGGCGUCCUGUCAGACAACAAUGCGAAAGAGUGCUUCGGCACAACGAUUGCGGUCGUCCGAGAAUCAUAAUGACACUCUGAUGAUGAAAAAGAGCCACUCGGCACAGCGAAUUCCACGAUCCUUUCGGUCUGCGGAAAACAUGAAGGAAAUCAAGAGAAGACACUCGGGGCAGGCUCUAUCGCUGAAUGCCAGCUGGACGGGUACUACGCCACCUAGUAGUACAAGCACAAAAAAGAGGAGCCUAAGGAGAAUCAAAUCGGGGGAAGAAAUGAUCCAACCAGAUUGUGUGGUGCGGGGAGACCGCUCCUCGAGGUCGCGAAGAAGCAGCUUGGGAAGGGCUUCGAUGAGCAGCAGCAACUCGAAGGGAGACGACAAUAAAAGUUCUAGGACGCGUACUAGUAAGCAACGAGAAGAAAGCAAGCAUCGGCGAAGCAGUUCUCGUCGACGGGUGGGAUCCAAAAAUGACGAACUGAAAAGAAACAGCAGUCAUUCCCGCCUGAGCAAAUCCAGUUCUAAUUCCAGUAUCAACCAGUUGUCAGACCAGGAAGUCAACCCAAAGGGUCCGACUCUUCGACGAUCUCGCACCCCGGAGCAUGAUGUCAGUCCUCGACUUCGUCGCACCAUUUCUGGUAGAACCUUUGGAAGUAGAAGAGGACCAGGACUCAAGAGAUCGGACACGGGGGAUGUUUCGGAUCGUCUUCUUGGCAGGGGCGAAUGCGGUAGAAGUGCUGGUCAGAAUAAGGGUCCUGAACUGAGAAGGGUUCACACUGCAAAUGACGUCGCAUGUCUGAUCUCCACUCGUGCUGACUCUGAGAAGAAGCUCGACAAGGAAAAUUGGGGAAGCGGUUUCAAAUGCGUUGGUUCCGGUCGCAGAGUCAAUCAGGAAGAUACCAUUCCUGCUGCCGGCAAGCUGAGUCUCUCGUCUUCCAAUACAAAUAUGAGCCGCGAAGAAUCAUCUAGGGAUGGCCUCCGUCGACAUUCUUCUAGCGACAAACUCGGAUGUGAGGUCUUGUUUGGUGAUGGUGUCAAAAAGAGCGACUCCAAUUCUAGCAUGCUGGGGCAGGUAGAAUUCACUGACAACGGAAGCCUCGCCAAGUCUUCUUCUUCAAAUAGGAACUUGAAAACGGAUGUCUCGACUCGUGGUGUUAGGCGAUCAUCUUCUGGCAGGGGUCUCAACCGCAUUGGCUCAAGCAGGAAGGUCCAUAAGGAAGAGUCUUUACAAGGGUUCACUCGGUCUGCUGCAAGCAAGAACAUGAACAAGGAAGGAUCUACUCGUAGUGUCAGGCGAGCUUCUUCUGGCAGAAGCAUUUCGCAGGAGGACUUGUGCCAUGGUCUUACACAGGUUGGUUCUGACAGGAAGAUUAAUCAGGAAGAAUGCACUGGCCUUGGUCGGCCUUCAUCAAGCAGGAAUAUGAACAAGGAAGGCUCUACUUGUAGUGUCAGGCGAGCUUCUUCAGGCAGAAGCAUUUCACGGGAGGACUUGGGUCAGGGUCUCAAUAGGGUUGGCUCCAGACACAAGGUCAGACAAGAACACUCAAGUCGCGGCAGCAAUAGUGUCGCUAGUAGGGCGACUUCUUCUUCUGCGAGCAGAAGACUCCGGCAGGAAGAUCUUGGUCGUGGUCUCAAAAGGGUUGGCUCCGGCAGGAACGUUGGCUUGAAAGGCUCUGGUUCCAGCGUGGCCGGUUCAACUGGUGAUCUCCGAGCAAUGCUGAAGAAUCACCAGGGUCGCGGGCUGCAUCGAUGCAAUAGUGGCAGCAAUCUACUCCAGCGUUCGGGUAGUCGUCGGCGCAUUUGCACGGACAAUGUCAGCGUUGCUCGUAUCUCGGAGAAAUUCUGGGGUGCUGAUCGUUCUGCUCCAAAAGGUAGCGACGUCACUUGCAGUGGAAACAGCGAAAAAGCUGUUCAAGACAAUGCUGGUCAGGACAUUCAUAGGGAGGAAACGGCGAUAAGUAGCGAUGGCGAUCAGGCACAUCCCAAGGGUGACGAGAAAGAAAUCAAACCAGGAGAAGAACCUGAACAACGGAGCCCAGUCACAAGCAAUGAAGAAAUCGUUCAAAACGAAGCUGAAAAGACAGGUGUCGGCGAUUCUGAGCAGCAACCCCAAACCAAUCUCUUCGGGCAGGUGGUCGACAAAGAAACGGAGACCAACGAUGUUUGUGCACAGUCACAUCCCACCGAAACGGACGACAGUACGAAGAAAGAAGCUGGAAAUGAAGACGGGUGUAAAAAGCAACCUUCAGCCGACAACAUUGAUGAUGCAUUGGAGAAAGCAAGCAACAGCGCUGAUGAUGAUCAUCAGCAGUCUAUUCCAGCGGCACACACAAAUGAGGUUGCCCGAAACGAAACGGAAGAAGCUGCUAAUGGAGACGGCGAACGACAGUCCACCAAUGUCUCCGAGAAACUUUCUCAGACAGAACACUAUAAAGGGCAAACGUGUGAACAAUCAGAUCAAAGCACAAUCAACGACGGGGGAAAAGUCGAGGAACCGAAACGGGGCAGCUCGAGUAAGCCCAAGGGCAAAGCUGAAAGCAAAGCCUCAGGUCGCAAAGACAAAGCGUCCUCAGGUGGCAGCGUGCGCCGUGUGAAGUCAGAGCAAGGUUUGAUUGACAUGGACGAUUCCGACAAAGCAGCCAAGUCCUCCGGAACCCGCGUCGCACGCAGUGGAUCCAACCCUACUUUCAAGCGAUACGGAACAAGAUCGAAGUCGACCAGAGGAAGUCGGAGCGCAGGUGGUGAGUCUUCGAGGAGAUCUUCGAAGCGCUCCUCGCAUCGAUCAAGCACCAACGACGGAAGCAAAGACGAAACAAAGAGUCUCUCCAAGCGCAAAGAAGCUUUGCAACACUUGAGCGAUGGAGCGGACCCAAAGCCCCCUGCUGACCGCAGCAGGCGCAGCAGCUCUAGGAGCAAAAUUGGCUCCGACCAACGAUCAUCUUCACGAAGGUCCAAGCGUAGUUCUGUGGAAUCAUCGGGAAAGCGUCGUUCCAAACGGGAUAGCCACAAUGAAGGGGCAAAGGAGUCGACCACUCCAGGUGUUUGUGGUGGCGAACAACCCAGUACGCGAUCACAUGAUUCGAAGAGAUCAACCGAAAAAAAUGAUACCUCCAAAUCAGAACGACUAGCAGAGCUCCGGCUAAAAUGGAAGGAUGCAACGGAUCUAGUUGAUACGUCAUCACCUGGUGAAGGCUAUUUGCAGCAGCAACAGAAAGGAAGUGCGGCGCUAUUGACAUCCAGCUAA